This is a messenger RNA of Trametes versicolor FP-101664 SS1, 1642 nucleotides long. Its product is annotated as aspartyl aminopeptidase. Gene Ontology annotation, biological process: proteolysis. The record is from RefSeq and is a predicted model, not a curated record. Gene Ontology annotation, molecular function: zinc ion binding; aminopeptidase activity. The coding region runs from base 142 to 1551 and encodes 469 amino acids. The transcript has 8 exons. Lineage: Eukaryota; Fungi; Basidiomycota; Agaricomycetes; Polyporales; Polyporaceae. Gene Ontology annotation, cellular component: fungal-type vacuole.
AUGCUCGUUCGGUCACUGAGGUCGACCCCACCGCCAAGCCUCUGCGCGCGUGCGUGCUCUAUCCCAGGCUCGUUUAUUCCGAGAACUGCGCUCCAGGCAGUGUCUAGAGGCCCACGCUCGCACUUCUCUCUCUUCCGUACCAUGACCAUCAUGCAGCAACCCGGUCCAGAGGCCGCGCACAAGCUCGUCGAUUUCCUCAAUGCCUCGCCCACACCCUUCCACGCCGUCCAGGCUGCCACCGCCCGCUUGGAGAAGGCUGGGUUCGUGAAGGUCAAGGAGCAGGAUGAUUGGGAGAAGAGCCUCAAGCCUGCGGGCAAGUACUUCUUCACCCGCAACCAGAGUGCUCUCGUCGCAUUCACGGUCCCACAGAAGUGGCAGCCUGGCGCCGGUGUGUCCAUCGUCGCAACUCACAUUGACAGCCCCAACCUGCGAAUCAGGCCUAUAUCGAAGCGUACUAAGGCUGGCUAUCUCCAAGUAGGCAUCGAGACCUAUGGCGGCGGUAUCUGGCACUCUUGGUUCGACCGCGAUUUGGCUUUGGCGGGCAGAGUUGUCAUCGCAGACAAGAACGGGAACUUCCACGCUAAGCUUGUGAGGAUCAACAAGCCUCUGCUCCGGAUCCCAACUCUCGCCAUUCAUUUGGAUAGACUCUCCGGAGAUAACUUCCAGUUCAACACGGAAACUGAGUUUGUCCCCAUCCUAGGGCGUGUGUCGGCACAGCUCAACUCGUCGCCGAAAGAAGGCGCAGGAUCGGCUCCAGGCGCUUCAAGCAUCCAAGACAACCACCACCCUGCGCUUUUGUCACUAUUGGCCGAAGAACUUUCCGUCUCGCCCGAAUUGAUCCAUGACUUCGAACUCCACUUGUACGACUUCCAGCCCUCCACUCUCGGCGGGUUGAACAACGAGUUCGUGUUCAGCCCUCGAUUGGACAAUCAAUUCUCUUCGUUCGCAGCCGUCGAGGCGAUAGCGACCUUCGCCUCUUCGUCAUCUUUCAACGUUCUUGACGGCAACGUGAACUGCAUUGCGCUCUUCAACCACGAAGAGAUUGGCUCUGUGUCGACAUCCGGCGCGGAGUCGUCCCUCAUCCCGUCCCUGCUGCAGCGUCUGUCUCCCUCUCCUGCCGCAUACGCCCAGUCCAUCGCGCGUUCCUUCCUCGUGAGCGCGGACAUGGGGCACGCAGUGCACCCGAACUACACCAGCAAGCACGAGGACAACCACACGCCCCAUGUCAACGAGGGCGUGGUCAUCAAGACGAACGCGAAGCAGCGCUACGCGAGCGACGCCAUCGGCAGCUUCAUCGUCAAGAAGCUCAUCGAGAAGAAGGGCGGCAAGGUGCAGGAGUACGAGGUCCGGAACGACAUGGCGUGUGGUUCCACCGUCGGCCCGAUGCUGUCGAAGCUCGGCGUGCGCACCGUGGAUGUCGGCUGCGCGAUGCUCUCGAUGCACUCUAUCCGCGAGACCGCCGGGUCGGACGACGUACAGAACGCGAUCGACCUGUUCUCGUCUUUCUUCGAGGGCUUCGCGGAGCUCAACAAGUCGCUCAACAUCGAGUGAUGUAAUGUAUGUACAACCAAGAGGGCAUACCUCACGAUUUAUACCCUUUGGCGCCCUGGGAUACACGAGGCGUGUGUUCCUGAGACCUCCC